Phytophthora nicotianae INRA-310 is the source of this 1170-nucleotide messenger RNA. RefSeq lists its product as hypothetical. The transcript is spliced from 2 exons. Lineage: Eukaryota; Oomycota; Peronosporomycetes; Peronosporales; Peronosporaceae. Bases 1 to 1170 code for a protein of 389 amino acids. The record is from RefSeq and is a predicted model, not a curated record. Gene Ontology annotation, biological process: microtubule-based movement. Gene Ontology annotation, molecular function: microtubule motor activity; ATP binding; microtubule binding.
AUGGCUAUGCUGGUAGAGGACGUGAAUAGACGGGAAAAAGUGCUGCAGCAGAGCUAUUUAGGCGAGAAGAGGGAGAGGGAAGUCAUGGCGGAGAAAUACUACGAGUUAUCUGGUCGAAUCCGAGUGUUCUGUCGCUUAAGACCGGGCAAGGAGAGUGAGGAGGACGUGCAGACGCCGGCGUUGAUCAUGCCACGACCGAAUAAUCUGCUGGUGGCGAGUUCUGGCAAGGAGUUUGCGUUUGAUCAGGUGUUUGGGCCUCACAGCACUCAAGCAGAGGUGUAUACACAGGUUGACCCUUUGAUUUCGUCGUUUACGGAUGGAUACAAUACUUGUAUAAUGGCGUACGGACAGACAGGAUCCGGUAAGACUCACACGAUGGUGGGCAAUGAGCAAGGCCCGCUGGAGCACCGGGCCAACGGCCUUACAGUACAUGCCAAUGCUGGAAUGAUCCCUAGGGCACUACAGCACGUCUUUGCCAUGGUGAAGAAGCGACAAAUGACGUAUGUGGAUUCAUUGCGUGUGAGUAUGGUGGAAAUUUACAACGACCAGAUCCUGGAUUUAUUGCACGAAGGUAGCACUGGAAGUGGCAAGAACGCUGUGGCCAAAUGUGAGACGGAUAUUACAGCUCGUGAGGUGAAUGGCUACGCACAAGUGGAUGCUGUAAUGCGUGACGGAAACGCCAACAGGAAUAUUGCAGCUACCAAGAUGAAUCUGGAGAGUAGUCGCUCCCAUGCGCUUGUGUUCUUGCACCUUGAGAGCCAGCAUCGCGAGACUCGCGAGGUGCGCAUGAGUACGUUGUGUUUGGUUGAUUUGGCUGGUUCGGAGCGUAUUUCUCGGAGUCAAGUGGAAGGCGAACGCUUACGGGAGACGCAGCACAUUAACAAGUCCCUGGCAGCGCUUGGAGACGUAGUUUACGCGCUGCAGCACAAGGCGAAGCACACACCGUACCGGAAUUCUAAGCUCACAUACAUGCUACGAGACAUGCUGUCUGGACAAGCGAAAACACUGUUGAUGCUGCAGUUGAGUCCCAAUACAGCAGACGUGGAGGAGACGACGUGCUCUUUGCAGUUUGGUGCUCGUGUAAGCCAAGUGCAGAUGGGUGCUGUGAAGCCUAGUGUGGAGAGUGGCGCGCUUUUCAAGUUGCAAGAAGUGAACCUAAGGAGGCAUUAG